AAAAUACAAAAAAUAAAAUUAAAAAAAAGUAUAAAUAAAAAAAAAAAUUUUAAUUUAUAUAACAAAUUAGAAAGAAACAUAUAAAAUAAAUAAAAGAAAAAUGGAACCAAUAAUUGAAAAAGAUAUUAAUGUUUGGUAUAUUACAGGAUGCACCAGCGGUGUUGGUUUAGGAUUAGUCGAAAAACUAUUAAAAAAUCCAAAAAAUAGAGUUACCGGUACAAGUAGAGAUCUCAAAAAAAUUGAAUCAUUAGCUAUUUCAUCAAAUCCAAACUUUUUAGGUAUUCAAGUUGAUAUUUUAAAUGAAGAAAAUGUUAAAGAAUCUGUUGAAAGAACCAUUAAGCAUUUCGGUGAUUUAACUCAUGUUGUUAAUAAUGCAGGAUAUGGUAUUGUUGGUGCUGUUGAAGAAGGCUCAGCCAAGGAAUAUCAAGAUCUAUUUGAAACCCUCUAUUUCUAUCCAUUAAGAGUAAUUAGAUCUGUUUUACCACAUAUGCGUUCAAAGAAAAAUGGUUAUAUAUUUAACAUUAGUUCAGUUGCUGGUUUUAAUGCCCAUGGUUUCUUUGGUGCCUACAGCGGCGCUAAAUUUGCAAUGGUCGGUACCUCACAAUCUUUAGCCGAUGAUGUUAAACCAUUCAAUAUUAAAGUUGCAUGUGUAAUUUUAGGUUAUUUCAAAACCAAUUUCCAAACCAAUAUGGUCACUGAUGCUGGUUUUGUUAAAAAUUUAAUUCCAGAAUAUAACACAAAACAAAUUUGGAAUCAAUUUAUUACUCCAAUGUUAGAGAAAUUAGUUCCAGGUGAUGUUAAUAAGUUUGCUGAUUUAAUAGUUGACCACUAUGCAGUACAACCACAAUUACCAUACAAUUUAUUCAUUGGACCAAAAGAUGGUGCUUUUGACCCUUCAUACUUAAAGAUUAAAGAACUCGAGCAACAAUUAGACUCUCAAGUUGAAUUAAAUUCAAAUGUAGUUUUAAAUUAAAUUAAUUAAAUUUUACAAAAAAAAAAAAUAAAAAAAAUAAAAAAACUUAAUUUUCUGU
This is a messenger RNA of Dictyostelium purpureum, 1031 nucleotides long. RefSeq lists its product as uncharacterized. The record is from RefSeq and is a predicted model, not a curated record. The coding region runs from base 101 to 973 and encodes 290 amino acids. The transcript is spliced from 2 exons. Lineage: Eukaryota; Evosea; Eumycetozoa; Dictyosteliales; Dictyosteliaceae.